GCUUUCUCCGGAGCCGUCGGAGGGAGCCGGAGCGCUUCUCCUGAGUUGGUGAUUGGUCAGUGGUGGUCCAACAUGCAGAAGUGAGUGAGUGGUGAAAAGCAGCAGAGCUGAUGGGUCAUGAGGAUGUAAGUGCGUUGGAAGUCUCUCACACCCUUUACUCCAGGACAGAAUCAUGAAUAAACUGGAGGACAAGCAGGACCAGAUGAUACCAUGAAGAGAAGUUUACAGGCCCUCUAUUGCCAACUAUUAAGCUUCCUCCUGAUCUUGGCACUGACCGAAGCACUGGUAUUUGCCACCCAGGAACCAUCUCCCAGAGAAUCUCUUCAGGUCCUCCCCUCAGGCACCACCCCAGACACCAUGGUGACAGCAACCCUCAGCUCUACCAGACAUUCUUCCAUGGCAACUGCCCCCACUUCUGUGGGCUCACUGACCCCGCAUCCCAAUGGAUCCUCCUCACAGGCUGCAGCUCCCAUGGCAAUGACAACACCCCAUCCAGAUGGACGCCCUCCUACAAACACCGUCUCCACCAUCAUGAUGACAGCAACCACCCCACAUUCUGAAGGCCCCCUAACCACAGGGCCCCUUCCUGCUGCCAUGGCAACCACAUCCUCCCACUCAGAGGGCCAUCCCCAGGGGGAAGCUAUGGCCACCAUCCUGCUGACAAAGCCAACGGGAGCCACCAGCCGUCCCACCGCAGCACCUACCCGGGCUACCACGCGCAGACCUCCCAGGCCCCCAGGCUCUUCCCGAAAGGGGACCAGCAGUUCAUCACGCUCUGUCCUGCCCGCACCUAGUGGCCACCACUCUGGGAGGAAGGAAGGCCAGCGGGGACGAAAUCAGAGCUCCACACAUCUGGGGCAGAAGCGGCCCCUGGGGAAAAUCUUUCAGAUCUACAAAGGCAACUUUACAGGGUCUAUAGAACCUGACCUGUCCACCCUCACUCCCAGGAACCCACUCUGGGGUUAUUCUUCCUUGCCACAACCCCAGACAGUGGCCACAACCAUGGCGCCCAGUAGGACCUCGUGGGCACCACCCACCACCCCCCUGGUGCCUGCAGAGGACAAGCCAGGCCUUAGCAGAGCAGACCAGGGGGGUGGUUCCACCUUCACCAGCCAAGGAGGGGAGCCGGACACCACAGUAGCCUCAGGUGCCCCUGCCAGUCCACAACCUGCCCCAGUGCCUUCUCAGCGCCCCCGCGGUGACCCACAGGAUGGCCCCAGCCACAGUGACUCCUGGCUUACUGUCACCCCCAGCAUCAACAGACCUCCAUCUACCAGCUCUGGGGUCUUCACAGCCACCGCGGGGCCCACCCAGGCUGCCUUCAAUGCCAGUGUCUACGCCCCUUCCAAGGGGACCCCUCAGGGAACAUCUUCAACCUCGCAGGCCCCAGCCCACCCCACCAGGGGCUCAGAAAGCACUGUUUCCCAAGCCAAGGAGGAGGCUACAACCACCCCCACCACGACCAACAGGGUGCCCAGUCCUCUCUCCACAGUGGUGUCCACAGCCACAGGAAACUUCCUCAACCGCCUAGUCCCUGCCGGGACCUGGAAGCCUGGAACAGCAGGGAAUAUAUCCCAUGUGGCCGAAGGGGACAAACCCCAGCACAGAGCCACCAUCUGCCUGAGCAAGAUGGACAUCGCCUGGGUGAUCCUGGCCAUCAGCGUGCCCAUCUCCUCCUGCUCUGUCUUGCUGACAGUGUGCUGCCUGAGGAGGAAGAAAAAGACGGCCAAUCCAGAGAACAACCUGAGCUACUGGAACAAUGCCAUCACCAUGGACUACUUCAAUAAGCAUGCUGUGGAGUUACCAAGGGAGAUCCAGUCCCUUGAAACCUCUGAGGACCAGCUCUCGGAACCCCGAUCCCCAGCCAAUGGUGACUACAGAGACACUGGGAUGGUCCUCGUCAACCCCUUCUGCCAAGAAACACUGUUUGUGGGAAAUGAUCAAGUAUCGGAGAUCUAACCGCAGCAGCUCUCGCUUUGCUGUUCCCUACCUUUCGUCUCUAAAUUAUAAAUAUACAAAUAUAUAUUAUAAAUAUAAUCUUUGUGUAACCCUGACUUAAUAAGAAACAUUUUCAGCUUUUUUUUCCUAAGAAUUGUCAACAUCUUUUUUAUAAGUGUGGUUUAAAAAAAAAAAAAA
Enhydra lutris kenyoni (northern sea otter) is the source of this 2136-nucleotide messenger RNA. Its product is annotated as transmembrane protein 108. The record is from RefSeq and is a predicted model, not a curated record. Lineage: Eukaryota; Metazoa; Chordata; Mammalia; Carnivora; Mustelidae. The coding region runs from base 211 to 1959 and encodes 582 amino acids. Gene Ontology annotation, cellular component: early endosome; axon; postsynaptic density. The transcript is spliced from 6 exons. Gene Ontology annotation, biological process: retrograde axonal transport; dendrite extension; postsynaptic density organization.